AUGCAAUCGAUAGCACCCUGCCCUGAAGAAGACCAAUUCUCCGCCCUCGUGCCCCGCGACACCUCCGACCUCCACGGCUUCUGUCACGGCUGCCCAUUACGCCGACACAAGUCAGAACACAAGGCCAACGAGGGCUCGCUGCAGCUGCGCGCCGACUGGGAAAAGUACGUUGGGCCGAUCGAGCGAUGGGGAUCGUGUAAUCCGUGGGAGGGCCACUUUGGGGCUGUCGUGCUGCCCUGCUGCCGCCCGGAGCGGAUGGCCAUUGUCAAUUACAUCUUUGAAUAUGCCUUCAUGUACGAUAACGUGGUCGAGUCGGCCGCCAAAUCCACCAUCAACGCCCACGCAGACGACAUCGCCUUGGACGAGACGGAAUACCGCACCGUGCGCUCCGUCACCGGCACGAAACAGGUGCAGUCCAAGAUGCUGCUGGAGCUGUUCGCCAUCGAUUCGACCUGCGCCCAGGUCGUGCUCGACUCGUGGAAGACGAUGAUCAACACCACCGCGACCAAGGACAAGACGCGCGCGUUCCGAGACUGGGAGGAGUAUGUGGACUAUCGCAUUAUCGACACGGGAGCACCCUUCGUCGACAUGCUCAUGCGCUUCGGGAUGGGCUUCGUGCUCACCUCCGAGGAGCAAGCCAGCAUCGAGCCCGUGGUGCGCCCGUGCUACGCGGCGCUGGGCCUGGCGAACGACUACUUCUCCUUCGACGUGGAGUGGGAGGAGUUCCAGCACUCCGCGGAGACGACCAUGACCAACGCCGUCUGGCUGUGCAUGCACUGGCACGGGGUCGACGUCCCCGCAGCCAAGGAAAUGGUGCGCCAGGUCACGACCAACUUCGAACGGGAGUUCCAGCAGCGGGUGGCUGAGUAUAUCGCUGGCGAUGGACGGGAGAAUCGGAAGGUGCAGGUCUACCUGCGUGCUUUGGGGUAUCAGAUUCCCGGCAACGUGGCGUGGAGUCUGCGGUGUCCGCGGUAUCACCCGCAUCUCGUUCAGGAGGCCGGGCGUUUACUUGAGGAGAGUAUGCAGACCGCGUCAGAUGAAGGAUAUGAGUCGCCCGUGCAGGAGCACGUUAAGCGCGCGAGUGUGUCUGAGGAGAGCGAGUCGAGCGACUCGUCGGUCUGGUCGGGCGCGAACUCGCCGCGCUCGUCGAUCUCGUCUGCUUCGGAGGAGGAGCGGGAGGUUGGGGAGGUCAAGCUGGGAUCUGAGCACCUCUCCAGCCCAGCCGAGUACAUCGCCGCGCUGCCGUCCAAGGGCGUUCGCGAAGCGUUCAUCGACGCCCUGAACGUCUGGCUCAUGCUCCCCGACCGACAAGUGACGCUGCUCAAAUCCAUCGCCAAGACCCUGCACAACGCCUCGUUAAUGCUGGACGACAUCGAAGACUCCUCCCCGCUCCGCCGCGGCCAGCCCGCCACGCACACCGUAUACGGGGUUGGCCCCACCAUCAACUCGGCCAACUACCUCCUCCUGCAGGCCCUGGACGAGGUGCGUGGGCUUGAAGAGUGCGACAGGCAGUGUCUGGACAUCUACAGCGAGGAGAUGCGCAACCUGUUUACCGGGCAGAGCCACGAUGUGUACUGGACGCGCGAGGCGGUCUGUCCGUCGGAGGCGGAGUAUAUGGAGAUGAUCCGACAGAAAACAGGUGGCCUCUUCCGCCUCCUCGCGCGACUGAUGAUCGCGACCGCACCUGCGCAGCGCAAUCGAGAUAUCCCCCUCCUUCCCUUGAUCGACAACUUAGGCGAAUACUUCCAGAUCCGGGAUGAUUAUAAGAAUCUUACUGAAGAGUAUACCGACCAAAAAGGCUUCUGCGAGGACCUCGACGAGGGCAAGUUCUCUUUCCCCCUUCUCCAUGCGCUGCGGGCGCAGGAGCAGGAGAAGAACGAUCAGCUUUGGAAGAUGUUGGAGCAGGGCCGAGCACCAGGGACGAUGGACGUGGCGAUGAAACGGCGGGUGUUGGACAUACUACACGAGAGUGGCAGCGUGGAGUACACGCGGAAGACACUGCAAAGGAUAAUGGGGGAGAUCCACGGGGGCAUGGGGCGGGUGGAGCGGCAGACGGGCUGUGUAAAUUGGGUGUUGCGGUUGUUGGUGAUGCGGUUGGAGGUUUGA
This is a messenger RNA of Aspergillus japonicus CBS 114.51, 2106 nucleotides long. Its product is annotated as bifunctional terpene synthase/polyprenyl synthetase family protein. Gene Ontology annotation, biological process: isoprenoid biosynthetic process. The transcript is spliced from 9 exons. NCBI's taxonomy places the organism in Eukaryota, Fungi, Ascomycota, Eurotiomycetes, Eurotiales, Aspergillaceae. Gene Ontology annotation, molecular function: prenyltransferase activity. The record is from RefSeq and is a predicted model, not a curated record. Bases 1 to 2106 code for a protein of 701 amino acids.